Molecule: messenger RNA, 1173 nt
Organism: Volvox carteri f. nagariensis
Lineage: Eukaryota; Viridiplantae; Chlorophyta; Chlorophyceae; Chlamydomonadales; Volvocaceae
Product: collagen-related protein
Exons: 8
Coding region: 1-1173 (390 amino acids)
Molecular function (GO): protein binding
Source: RefSeq, a predicted model, not a curated record
AUGGUAUCCCACGUCGCUACGGUGCCCGACGACGUCCUCAGCACUGCUGUGCUGCAACGUAUGGACUGCGUGAGGGACCUCUGCGCGCUCGCAAGCACCUCCAAACGUUUUCACCAACUCUCGGGCUGUGACACUCUAUGGAAAUCCCUCUGGGCUUCCAAGUGGGGGGAACCCGUCGCACUUACGCGUCGAGCGGCUGUGCUGGCCGGCGGUUUCAAGGCCCUUUUCGGCUCCAAAACCACCACCGACAAGGCCAGUGCACCAUGGACCAAGCCCUGCCCGGAAGAGCUCAAGGCCAGCAUUGAGAAGCUCACAUCACGAACUCUAGGCGACGCACAACAAGUCAGUGCGGUAUUUCUGGUGGACGGCAGCGGAUCGGUCAACGCGGAGGAGUUUGAGGCCAUGUUGGGCUUCGUGAUGGAGGCGAGCACCCAGCUGAAGGCCUGUGUGGCAGAUUGCCAGCCACCUAACCGCCCAACCAACCACUACCGCCCGAAGCAGGUGUCGGUGGUUCAGUUCAGUAACGAUGUGCGUGUGGAGGCCCCCCUGGCGGCCGUGGACCUGGAGGCCCUGAAGAAGAUUACCCGGGAGAUGAUGUGUAGUCCGUGGUUGGGAUUUGACAGCUGGGUGGUUCGCAUGAAUGGCGGCACGAAUGUGGCGGUUGCGGUUCAGAAGGCGGGGCAGCUGCUUAAGCGCGACGCGGCGCCAGACGCGAUGCGGCACGUCGUACUACUGACGGAUGGGCGAGUGGACUCGUACCAGGCUCACGAGGCCCGGCAAAUGGCCGAGCAGCUGGCGGACGAGCAGCGCUACGUGACCCUCUUCGCGUACGGCGUUGGCCGCGGGGUGGACCGAGCCGAGCUGCUUCACAUCAUCGGAGGCGCCCCCACGUCGCCACUCCCGACCUCCUCCUCUCGCGCAUCCGCGCCGGCGGCUGCGCCGGCGGUGCAAGUGCCGUCACCGGCAGGAUCGGUGCAUGCGGGCAGCACGAGCAGCAGUGGCGUCUCCAUCCCUAGCAUCGCCAGCACCGCCAGUAGCGCCUGCGGUGUCAACGACUCGGGCUGUCCGGGCUGCGGUGCGGGAGGUCGCACCGCCGCAGUCCUCAGUGCGCUGGGAGAGGCUCCGGAGGACAGGUACCUGGCACUGUGUGUGCGCGAUGAGGCGCCGUGGUGA